AUGCCUCCAGGGACUUCAUCCCCGCGUCCCCAACUCGGUAUCUGGACAAUCAAAUAUCGAGCCUUUAAACAAACCUCGCGUAUUUGGGUGAACAAGCGCGGCCAUACGACCUGCGAAUGGUAUUAUGGGCUCAUGACAGAUUUGGGGUACACCGGCGCAGGAUUAUUGGAAAAGUUCGAUGAUGAUGACGCUUUCUAUGCAGAAAAAAAGGAGCUCGUUAUGGCCCGCCCUCUUGAACACAGAUUGAUGCUAGCAGAACAUGGAAUCAACGAACUGGCAACCUGGUGGUACGAUCCGAAAACCCAUACAGUUGACAGGUUUGGCGAGAAGCCGGGGUCUGUUAUCCAGCUUGGAUUGUUCAUUCACUUACUCAGAACCCUCACGACAAAGACGCACACAUUUCUGCAAGAGGGCAGGUUUAUGACUCUAAAAGAAGCUGAAGAGCACGAAAGGAGGCUGAACAAGACUUUGCAAGAUGACCCCGAGUUAAAAGAGCUUAAGCUCACGGCAGAAAUGAUCAACGACUUGCUAAAAGAGGAAAUUUCGGAGCCUGAGGCAAGUGCUGAGGCUGUGAAUUUACCUGACCCAUCUGGGGCAGAAUGA
Molecule: messenger RNA, 603 nt
Organism: Cucurbitaria berberidis CBS 394.84
Lineage: Eukaryota; Fungi; Ascomycota; Dothideomycetes; Pleosporales; Cucurbitariaceae
Exons: 2
Coding region: 1-603 (200 amino acids)
Source: RefSeq, a predicted model, not a curated record